Molecule: messenger RNA, 1379 nt
Organism: Carassius carassius (crucian carp)
Lineage: Eukaryota; Metazoa; Chordata; Actinopteri; Cypriniformes; Cyprinidae
Gene: ypel2b
Product: yippee-like 2b
Exons: 5
Coding region: 360-719 (119 amino acids)
Source: RefSeq, a predicted model, not a curated record
GCCUCAGUGAUUGGUGGAAGCAGUUGUCAUUCGCGUUGUAGGUAAUGUACAGUGUGAUUGUGCCCCGACUCAACUUGAUUUACAUGCACCACGUCCACACUCCACGCUGACCGCGAGAGAAGCGGGAGACGAGGGCGUCUGUUGUGAUAGGAAUCCACAGUCAAAGUUUACUGUGAAUCCUGAUUUACUUUCACGGAAGAGGAGCACGUGCCACUUUCUCACCACUUCAAUUUCUUCUUUUCAAAGGUGUAUACCUCCCACCCCGCCCCACCACGGCCCUCACCUGUGUGUUGCGGUGCUUCCCUUGUGAGCCGACCUGGGCCGGCAGCCCCUUCUUGCACCGCCCACCGACCCGGCCCAUGGUCACCAUGACACGCUCCAAAACUUUCCAGGCGUACCUGCCCAGCUGCCACCGUACCUACAGCUGCAUCCACUGCAGAGCACACCUCGCCAACCACGACGAGCUCAUCUCCAAGUCAUUUCAAGGAAGUCAGGGCAGAGCAUAUCUGUUCAACUCUGUGGUGAACGUGGGAUGUGGUCCUGCAGAGGAGAGGGUUCUGCUCACCGGCCUUCACGCUGUGGCAGACAUCUACUGUGAAAACUGCAAAACCACACUGGGGUGGAAAUAUGAACAUGCCUUUGAGAGCAGUCAGAAGUACAAGGAAGGCAAGUUCAUUAUCGAGCUCGCCCACAUGAUCAAGGACAACGGCUGGGACUGAGCGAGCGUCCUGGAGAGAGCAACGGGUGGAUGGUGAAUGUGUGGGUGAAUGACUGACUUUGGUUUGCCAUUACCCUCUUAAACCCUCUUCUACCCUCCAUCUUCUGCUGACACACAGACACCCCUCAACAGACCAGAAUCUGGAGAGCAGGCCACCCCAGGGGGCUUUGUGUGUCUUGAGGAGAGCGCGCAUGUGUGUGUGUGUGUGUGUGUGUGUGUGUUUGUGUGUCGGGCCCGGCACAUGGAAGCACACUGAGAUACAUGAAUGCAUACACAAGGUGUACAGACAAACGUGUGUAAAAGCAACAGCAUUCCGCAUGUCACACUCAUCUCAGCCUGAUGGUUUAUACUACAAGUGGCUCUAUUCAUACGCGCAUAUGACAUAAGGCAGGGCUCGGGAGGCGCGUUGUGCUUGGCAGGAUCAGGGUCACGAGUUCGCCGAGCUGAUGGGGCUUUCUCCACUUUGAGUCAGUGAGAAACUACCAGGCUGACCUUUCUGAAUUCAGCUGAGGUCUGCACCAUCUGCGCCAGUGAGGACUGGCAUGAAGAAAUCUCUGAAUGGAGCUCCGACAGAGCAACAAACAGGGCUUAAAGGAAUAGUUCACACAGAAAUGAAGAUUCAUUUCUUUGCAAGAAUUUUUUUUUAUCAGAACAGAUUUGG